This is a messenger RNA of Choloepus didactylus (southern two-toed sloth), 6326 nucleotides long. RefSeq names its product free fatty acid receptor 1 (gene FFAR1). Gene Ontology annotation, cellular component: plasma membrane. The transcript has a single exon. Gene Ontology annotation, molecular function: bioactive lipid receptor activity. Bases 3395 to 4297 code for a protein of 300 amino acids. Gene Ontology annotation, biological process: positive regulation of calcium ion transport; positive regulation of cytosolic calcium ion concentration; response to fatty acid. The record is from RefSeq and is a predicted model, not a curated record. NCBI's taxonomy places the organism in Eukaryota, Metazoa, Chordata, Mammalia, Pilosa, Megalonychidae.
UGGAGAGAAUGCACUGGCUUUGUAACCAUGCAAGCAUGAAUUUGAAUCAAGACUCUUCUACCUAACUAGCAGAGUUAGCCAACUUCCCUGACCCUCGGUUUCUCCCUCUGUAAAGUGAAGUUGCCACCUCUACCUUCAGGUGGCUCAAGAGGAAGUGAGGUGAAACCUCACAGAUGCCGGAGUCACAUUAGAAGAAACCUAGCACAGCAGCCCAAAAUCCCUAAAACACAAUUUCCAUCUUGUAUUCGCAGCCCUUGAAGGAUGUAAAAGGGGAAGCCAAUUCAUUACAGCUAUUCUCAAAAGUCACUGCUACCAAUUUCUUUCACAACCUGCAGCUGCUUCUGAACUUGUUGAAGGUCAACUGCCUUAAGAAACCUCACAGCUUUUCUGUCUUUCACCAUCAUCCCCGCUAGUUCUGUAUUCUGUUCAUGGAUCAGAUUUUCCAGUAAGCCCUUCCAGCUUUCCCUCCACUUACCAGGUUUGAUCUCUCUCUAUCCAUUCUUCUGCCUCUGCCGCUGGGCUAGGACCCCAUCUCCCUAGAAGGCAGGGAACAUGUGAUUAAUAAAUCACCAAGAGAGUGAACACAAAAUCCCUAGUGCUCCAGAAGUGCCACCUUCAUUUUCUUCCCCUCCUUUCCCAUCUAAGCUCAAGACCAGAAUGCUUUCUAAGAGAAGAAAUUCUGGAAUUAUGGCAGAGUGAAGCACUGGUUUCUCCAUCAAUCCACUUGGUUCCCAGUUUGAUUUCUUAAGGGCACCGUCUAUGGCCUAGAAAUAUUUCUGGAGGGAGGAGAGACUUUGCUGACUGUUUGAAUGAGAGGGGAAGGGUUUGGGGGUUUCUGUACCCAAAAUGAGGUUCAGUGUCACCCAUUCAUUCAUUCAUUCAGCAAAUAUCUCUGAGCAGCUGUCAAUGCAUCCAGCACUGAGCCAGGUGCAGCCAGGUGCUGCGGGGACAAGAGAUAAGACCCAGCCCCACUCCUAGGGAUCUCAUAGUCUAGGGUCCCCAAAGGGUCUUCGGGUGGGCUCCACUUGAGGGAGUGAUGAGGCCUGGGACGGGCUCCCUGGCAACCAGCGGGUGCUUUCCCAUCCUGUCCCUGAGCCCAGCUGCUGACAUAAACCUCCUCAUGAGCAACUGACCGCGAGAUGCGGCUGUCAACAGGCACUGGGGAGGCCGGCGGAGCAGGUGGCCGGGGAGCUCUGAGGGCAGGGACAUCAGGCCGCAGGCAGCCCUCUGCGCAGCCCCAGAUCUCACCGUCCUCCCAGAGCCCAGGCAACCAGCCGUUCAUUCAGCAAUGUUGACCCAGCACCUUCGAGGCAACGCGCAAGCAAAGCAGACUGAAAUCUUUGCCCUCUAGCAGCGGAGAUAGCAAACAGGACGCCUCUGAGAGCAGGUGCUGUGCUGUGAAUAAACAAUGCAGGAGGACCUGGAGAGACCAGCUGGAGGCAGGGGAGGGACCCCUGGGGAUGGAGGGGUCAGGGAAGGCUCCGCGGGGAGGGGACACUUGGUAGAGCCCUGAACUGCCAGGUGGCCAGGGCCAAAGCAGGAAAGAUCUCCAAGACUCGAGGCCUCCCUCAGCGCCCAGCAACUCCCUUCUCCCAAACGCUUGCUCCAGCACGCUAAUGCGCUUUUUUUACAUUUUCCCUCAGCUCUGCUGGUUUCUCAGUCUUUCCAAAACACAAACGCUACACAAUGGGUGGCUAGUUCUUCAGGAUUCAGAAUGAGGUGCUGGACCACACAUGCAGGAUCUGGAGAGGAGACAACCAGGAACCAAGAACCGAUUCAGCGACUCUGAGCUAUAAAAGGAUAGGGUAGGAAACCAGAGUUUCUUUGGAGGGAGCUGUUGAGAUGCUAAGAAUCCUGUUUCCUACCACUGUGAUGACCCCUUAGGGGUCAUCUGAAGCCUGGUGAGAAGGGCUUCGAGGAGACCACUCUGGCCGGGCCUGAGCGAGUGCCGUCUGGUGUCCCCACACGAACGUCCCAGGCUUUGACGUCCUGCAGCCCUGAGUCUGGCAGGGCGCAGGCCACGGCCGCGCUGCUUUAGUGAGGUCGGACAAGACUUCGCUUGUGCUUUUCCUCCUUCCCUCUCCGGCCAACACUGAAAGGGCCCGAAAACACUGUCAUCAAGCUAGAAGGGAAAGGAGAAGCGCAAGGCAGGAAAACAGAGGAGCCCUCUCCUCGCAAAAGGCGCCCACAGCCUGCACACAGUGGGGUAGGGGAGAAGCUUCACCUUGGAAUGAAGUUUUCCUUAUCCCACAUACUCAGGACUGAACUGAGACACUUUGGAUGGCUAACGUGGCUGGAGUAAGCCCCUAAGGCAUGGGGCCUGCCCACGAAUUCGACUUCAUCCAGGAGCAGGUUUGAAUAGGUCAUGGGUGGGGUGGGGGAGGGCAGGAAGCUGUGUCUGGUCGUCCGUCCUCCAUGAAUCCUCUCCUUCAAGCUGCUGGCUGCACACUCCCCAGCCUACCCAGGGGAAACCCAGACUCCUGCCCUCCCCCGCUUCGGUGCUCGAACCUUCUUCUUGGACUCUCACCUCAUCAGGCCUGUCCCCAGCUCCUGCCUGAAAUGCUCCAUUAGCUGCUCACCCAGGCUGCUAGAGCCUCGGGCUAAUGGCCCUGCCACCCCACCCUUCCCUCUCCCUUCCGGCUCACUGGCCAGCCCGGCCAUCCUCCUGUAGCCCAGCGAGGGGCUCCUGAGCCUCAGAGACAUCUGGCAGCGUCAAGAGGUGAGUCCCUCUCUCUGUGGCUCCUCUCCCCAAAUUCUCCCGGCCCAGGUGCUCCCUAAAUCUGCUAAGGCCUAUCUCUGUGACACUGGUGGGACUUGGCUGGCCCUUAGACUCUCUCCCUGGGGACUCCUCUGCCUGCAUUCUCCAUCACAGCCAGACCCCUCACUUCUCUUCCCCUCAGCCGGGGGUUGCCACCAGCCCUCACCCAUCUGCCGUGCAGGAUCCCCACUGAGGGGGAGCAGCUCGGGCUCUUUCCAGGGAAUUGGGGUGGAGGGGGUAGUGAGGACAGGAGUCUCCUUUCAUUCCAAAGGAAAACCCGUGCUGUAGGGCCAGACCCUGUUCCGAAUCCUCUCUGUUUCUUUCUUCUCUCCCCAGAGCCUUCGAUUCAAGACACCUUCCCUCCUGCGGGGCCGGCAUACCUGCACCCCAUCUUUUCCAGUUACAACCGUGGCUGUUCUCUUUCUUUAAAGAGGUGAUAUAGUGGAAGGAGAGCAGAGGACUUCGCUUCUGAUUCAGGCCUCCACUUGCCCAGUGGUCUGACCACCUGGCUACCCGUGCUCCAGGCAGCUCUAACACCAGUUCGUCGUCCCAGGAGCUCCUCUCCUCUGAGGCGGCGAGACCUGAGGACACGGAGCAAGCCGAGCGCCACGCUGGGGAGCCCAGCAGCCCGGCCCCAUGGACCUGCCUCCCCAGCUCGCCUUCGCCCUCUACGUGGCCGCCUUUGCGCUGGGCUUCCCGCUCAACGCGCUGGCCAUCCGGGGCGCUGCGGCCCACGCCCGGCUCGGCCUCACCCCCAGCCUCGUCUAUGUCCUGCACUUGGGCUGCUCUGACCUGCUGCUGGUGUUCUCCCUGCCCCUGAAGGCCGUGGAGGCCCUGGCCGAGGGGGCCUGGCCCCUGCCGGCCGCCCUCUGUCCUGUCUUUGCCCUGGUCUACUUCGCUCCGCUCUACACAGGCGGGGCCCUCCUGGCUGCCCUGACCGUCGGCCGCUACCUGGGGGCGGCCUUCCCCUUGGGCUACCAAGCCAUCCGGAGGCCGCGCUACAGCUGGGGGGUGUGUGUGGCUCUGUGGGUUGUGGUCCUCUGCCACCUGGGGCUGGUCUUUGGGUUGGAGGCUCCGGGAGGCUGGGCGGACAGCUCCAACAGCUCCCUGGGCAUCAACAAGCUGGUCAACAGCUCGCCGGUCUGCGUGGAGGCCUGGGACCCCGCGUUGUCAGGCCCUGCUCGCCUCAGCCUCUCCCUCCUGCUCUUCUUUCUGCCCUUGACCAUCACGGCCUUCUGCUAUGUGGGCUGCCUCCGGGCUCUGGCCCGCUCAGGUCUGAGCCACAGGCGGAAGCUGAGGGCAGCCUGGGUGGCCGGCGGGGCCCUGCUCACCCUGCUGCUCUGCCUCGGGCCCUACAAUGCCUUCAAUGUGGUCGGCUUCCUGCACCCCGACGUGGGGGGCUGCUGGCGGAAGCUGGGGCUCAUCACGGGGGCAUGGAGCGUGGUGCUCAACCCACUGGUGACCGGCUACUUGGGAGAGAGGACCAGCCGGGGGAGAGCGUGUGUGGCCGGAACACAUGUGGGGACCACUCAGAAGUAGGAGCCACUGCUGGGGGCAGGGGCAUGGAGCCGAGAGCCCUGCUGCCUCUCCCGGCCCCGGAGGAACUGCAGGGCAGCCUUGCCUGGUGGCAUUCCUGGAGCCGCUGAUGAGGCGGGAGAGAAGAGUGGAGGCCAGGAGCCGGGUGGCAGGAGGUAGGUAAGCAGGCCUCUGUCUGCCAGGAUGCCAGGGGCAGAGGUCCUUUUCGGUGGAGAAGCAGGAGGGGAGCUUGUUUCUGAUCUAGGGGAAAGGUCACUCAGAUGAUACACUUUGGAAGGUACUACUAUGAAAUGCUUGCCAAGAACAUUUGAAUUUCUGCAUAAGGAAGGAGGCAGGAGGCAAGAAAAUGACACUGUUGUACCAUUUCAAACUCACAAGGGGGCAGCAUCAGAGCUGUGAAGAGGAAGCUGGCACGAAAAGCUACCUCAGCUCAGAGAGGGAAACUACAAACGACGACGUUAAUGGUUGCAAACAGAUACGGAGUCCUUGAUAUGUGCCAGGCACCAUGCUGGGUGCUUUACAAGCGUUGUCUCAUUUCACCCUCAAACAGCCCUUUGAUUUAGCCGUGCCACUGCUGUACAGUUGGGUAGGUUGUUUACUGCACAAGGGCACCAGCAGCGGGGUCAAGCACUGACUAAAGGCCAGCCUGUGCUUUGCUCACCAAGCCAAGUGCCUGGCAUGGGGCUGCUCCCACCAGUGGAAGAAGGGUCUUAUUCUAAUUUGAACAAAGACACCACGCACUCCUCAAGCGGUGCAUCCUGGUGCAGGGUGGCGUGUGCCUGGAGGGGGUGUCUUUUCCUAAUCUGCACAGAGGCACUGCCUGAGCUAGCUUCAGUCCUGGAGGCAGGUAUAUUAUCAUCUUUAUUUGACAGGUUAGGAAACUUGUCUGAGGCCCCACAGCAAGGAACGGGUGGCAGUGGAAUGUGAUCCUGCAAGGUGGGACCCCCAAGGGCCAGGGGACAUGGGGAAACUUGGGGAUAACACCUGAAGUUGUGGCCCAUUUUGCAAAGGUGAAGGGUGGCGGAGGAGAGUGCCAAGAAGGAGGUAAACACCUGGGCUCCGACAAGGCAAGGAGGUACCAGGCUUGUUCCUCUAAUGACGACCGCACCAUGGGCAUACAGGAGCACGCAAAGUGGGAGCCACGUGCCUGGCAGGCACUACCUGGUUUACACAAGUGAUCUCUUGCCAUGCUUGAACGGGCACAAGGGUAGGGAUUUUUGCUUUAUUCGCUCAUAUAGCUCCUGUGCCUAAAUGGAGCUGGAGUCACAGAAAGCGCUCAGUAAAUAUUUGCUGAAUCAAUGUUCCUAACCAUCCUCCAAAGGAAGUUUUAUUACCCCUGCUUUAUAAAUAUAGAAACGGACAGGCAAGGAAGUUAAGUAACUUGCCCGAGGCUCUGCAGACCAGAAGUGAACUCAGCUCAGUGAAGGGAAAACUCCAGCCCCAGGUGGCCCCACUGCCCCUCCCAUCAUGCCUGGGCUACUCAUUAUUCCCUGCGGGUCACCCUGGCCCCUGGCCACCUCUCAUGACCCCCUUGAGCACUGUCCCUUCCAUCAGGUCCCCAGGACAUGAUGGCUGGCACUGGCCAGUCCUCUGCUUGCAACAUUUUUUCCACUGGCUCUUUGCCUCUAAUUAUUGGUGCCUUUAUUAUCAUCCCAGCACUCAACCCCUAACCUUCAGUACCCCAAAGGAAAGCACCAUGAGGACAGAAACAUUGUUUGGUUCACUGUUAUAUUCUUAACAACUUAAUUGAGGUACAAUUUACAUACCAUAAAAUUCAUCCAUUUUAAGGGUACAGGUUGGUUUUUGCUAAAAUUGACUGAGUUGUGUAACCAUCACAAUAAUCCAGUUUUAAGACAUCGCUCAGGCUCGUUUACAGCUAAUCCCCAGCCCCAUGCAACUACUAACCUACACAAAUCUAUAGAUUUGCCUUUUCUGGAUGUUUUGUAUUCGGGUAUACCCUGGAGAUAUUAUGGGUUUGGUUCCAGACCACCGCAAUAAAGUGAAAAUCUCAAUAAAGUGAGUCACAGAUUUU